This is a messenger RNA of Tinamus guttatus (white-throated tinamou), 1166 nucleotides long. RefSeq names its product ELOVL fatty acid elongase 7 (gene ELOVL7). Gene Ontology annotation, molecular function: fatty acid elongase activity. Gene Ontology annotation, cellular component: endoplasmic reticulum; endoplasmic reticulum membrane. Lineage: Eukaryota; Metazoa; Chordata; Aves; Tinamiformes; Tinamidae. Gene Ontology annotation, biological process: very long-chain fatty acid biosynthetic process; fatty acid elongation, polyunsaturated fatty acid; fatty acid elongation, saturated fatty acid. The record is from RefSeq and is a predicted model, not a curated record.
UUCUCAUGCAGGGCACUGUCAACAUUCUCUAUGCUUUUUUUCUGCUUCCUGAAAAUCUUUCCCCAAACAGUUUAUUCAUCUUUGUUUUCAUUAAUUGGGAAAUCUGUAUUUCUGUUUUGUUCUGUUUUCCUGCAGGCAACAUCAUAAAAUCUUAGUCAAGUGAAAAUGGCCCUAAGCAAUCUGACAUCAAAGGCUGUACUACUUUAUGAUGAAUGGAUUAAGGAUGCUGACCCAAGAGUGGAAGGCUGGCCGCUCAUGUCCUCACCUUUUCCAACAACCAUUAUUGUUGGAACCUACAUUUAUUUUGUCACUUCUUUGGGACCCAAACUCAUGGAAAAUAAAAAGCCUUUUGAACUCAGGCAGAUAAUGGCAUUCUACAACUUUAGUGUGGUAACCCUUUCAAUAUAUAUGACUUAUGAAUUUCUUAUGUCAGGCUGGGCCACAGGGUAUUCAUUCCGGUGUGAUAUUGUUGACUACUCGAGGUCACCUACAGCUCUCAGGAUGCUACGAGUUUGUUGGCUUUACUAUUUCUCCAAGUUCAUUGAAUUAUUAGACACUGUGUUUUUUAUUCUGCGUAAGAAGAACAGCCAAGUUACAUUCCUGCAUGUCUUUCAUCAUUCCAUCAUGCCAUGGACCUGGUGGUUUGGAGUCAAAUUUGCUGCAGGUGGUUUAGGAACGUUUCAUGCUUUAUUGAACUCUAUUGUUCAUGUCAUCAUGUACACUUACUAUGGAAUCUGUUCUUUGGGACCAGCCUAUCAUAAAUAUUUGUGGUGGAAAAAACACAUGACAACUAUACAGCUUGUCCAGUUUAUUAUGGUUACGGGCCACAUAGGACAAAUCUACGUUAUGGAAGAUUGUCAGUACCAGUAUCCAAUUUUCAUGUUUAUUAUUUGGCUGUAUGGCUCACUGUUUUUAGUAUUGUUUCUGCACUUCUGGUACCAUGCCUACACAAAGGGGCAAAGACUACCAAAGAUGACAAGAAACGGGAUCAGAAAAGAUCAGUAAAACAAACUCUUGUCUACAAAAAUGCGUAUAUCUCAAAGUUGAAACUUGUGCUACUUGACAAUCAAGAUAUUUAGGUGCACACACUACACUGUGUAUAUUUUGUAUGUUGUUUUUUUUCCAAAACAGAGUUUGUAUUUUUACCAUAAGUUAUUUGGGUUUCA